Molecule: messenger RNA, 613 nt
Organism: Thamnophis sirtalis
Lineage: Eukaryota; Metazoa; Chordata; Lepidosauria; Squamata; Natricidae
Source: RefSeq, a predicted model, not a curated record
CUUUUUCAGCUGCGUCCUGUGUGGUCCCGCAAUGCAGUGAAAGCCAACAUCAGCGUUCACCCUGACAAACUGAAACUGUUACUACCUUAUUUGGCUUAUUACAUGCUCACGGGACCCUGGAGAAGCCUGUGGGUUCGUUUUGGUUACGAUCCUAGGAAGAACCCCGAAGCAAAGAUCUACCAGGUUCUGGAUUUUAGGAUUCGCUGCGGCAUGAAAUACGGGUACACCCCCAAUGACAUGCCGGUGAAGGCCAAGCGCAGCACUUACAACUACAGCCUGCCUAUUACGUUAAAGAAACCAGGAAACCAAGGCCUCGGUCUCCAAGACUUAAAACAGAGGCUCAGCACAUCUGGAACAUCCCCAGUUAUGAGCAAAUACAAACUUAAGGAUUCCAUUUAUAUCUUUGAGGAAGGUUCUCUGCCCCCUUAUCGACAGAUGUUCUACCAGCUGUGCGAUUUGAAAGUGGAAAGCUUGCAGAAGAUCAUCCAUCGAAAUGACAACGUGGAGGCGGCUUGUACGGAGCGGGAUGGCUGGUGUCUUCCAAAGACCAACGAUGACUUGAGGGACACCAUGUCAGUGAUGAUAAGGCAGAUAAUCCGAUCCCAAAGACCAG